AUGCCUGAGUCUCCAAGUGAGCUAGGUCAGAUACAAUCCCUUCGCCGUUCUCUCACCCUUCCCACCAAGUUAAACCCACUCGCGCAACGUCGCUCAAGCGUGCCGAAUACCCCCGAACAUGUAAUUUUCUAUCAUCCGUCUGCAAAAAUUGUGCAUUUUUCUCCAAGAGCACUUGCCCCUAUUCCUUCCAGUUCCGCACCGUCCGACUUCGACUACCCGGUUGAUACCAUCGAAACACUCCCUUGGCGCUCUGCGACUGAAAGAACGGUCGCAACAGCGCCACUGAGACUAGAAAAGGUCCAUGGCUCAACAGCUUUCUUGAAAUGUGGAAAUGUCGUCCAUGCGAUCCUAAAAAACUCCCAGUGUUGGUGUGUUGACGGGGUCUCGAAAUUUGUUUUACGGAUUCGCCCUCUUACAUACUAUCGCAUUGAAUUACCAUACGAGACGGAAGAUGACCAGAGUUUGGUGCGGAAUCUAAAGACUGCGUUGCCAACAGUGCUUCGGUAUGAGGUUACGCCAUGUCCUUUCAAACGUUCUUUCAGUGUCGAGCUCCCGAGCGACGCGAUAGCACCUCGGCGCAAAAAGGCCUGGCAGCCGAAAGCUCGGAGAGAAAGGGUACCGACUAUUUUAGAACCUCCACAAGAGACAUCGUCGCCCUCCUCAGCCAAAUUGGAUUGGAUCGAUUCCGCAAGCACUGGAGACGACACGGACGGAAACCUAACUGAUGACAGCUGUUUCACUUCAAACAAAGCGAACGGUACAAUUUUGGAGGCGAUUCCCGACGACCAGGGAUCCUCUCCUGUUGAGAGUUUGAGUCCUUCCCCACAUCUUGGGCCUUCUAAGCGCUCGAUGACUGAAACACCGCAAACUUUCACCAGCCUGCUUGCAAAAUUUGAGGCUACAACAGUCGCAGAGGAUGACCGUGAAUUUGAACCUGAGCUCAAGGCAGAAUGCGCAACCAAUACCGAUGCUGCACUUCAAGGUGACCAUGAGGUCAAGGUUGCAGACCAACUCGAAUCUGAGCUUCUAGCCGACGGUGGAGCUGAAGCGGGGUCUGAAUCUGAAGCCGCAUUAGAUGCCGAAUCUAAAGGCGAAGUGCAGCUUAAGGCCUUGCCUGUAUCUGAACCAGAAGCUAUAUCACAAGCUGGACCUUCUAGCGAAUCUGCACUUGAAGCAGAUCCUAUCAUUCCAGUCGAUACUGACGCAGCGUUGAUGGCUGAAACCUCGGAGGAAGUUCUUGGACCCACCAGUCCAGCCAAAGCCGAGGUAUCACUGGAAGGGAACCUCAUGAGCGUCGAAAAAGUUCAACCAGUUCAACCAACUCAACCCGCUGCCGAGCCCGCACUGGAGGCUGACCAUGAUAUCUCGUUUGCGUCCAGCCCCGAGUCAUUCCAUUCGCCUGAGCCUCAGUCGCCUGAUUCGGUCUCUACUCAUCCUACAUCCGUGGGAGGCCAUGAUCUGCCGGAGCCAAUGGAGAUGUUUGAUCUUUCGAGCACAAAACGCGUUAUUUCUGGAUUGGAAUCAGCCCCAGCGGGUCAGUGUGAAAGAUCACAGCUCCCAACACUCAGGAUGCUGCACACCGAUAACAUCCCAACCCCAACCAGCGCGUCCGGUCUUCCAUUGAUGCAUAAUACAAGUUCAAAUAUUCUGCCCAGGCGCUUCGCAGAUGCAUUCUCGGAUACCUCACCCUCAGUGACUCGUGCAAGCAAUGGAAACCCACCCAGUCGUUUUACCGAUGCGUCUUCGGACGCUCAAAUACGCCCGCUCUUCCAUGCCAAAACCAGUGUGUUGAAUACUGAUUUCGACCACAUGAGUGCCGAGUUCCGGCGCCGGUCAAACGCGACAAGAGAGCGUGACGUUUCUCCUAUGCCUCAUUCUUCGGCAUUGUACCAACCAUCCAGUGAUGGCUCAUCCUUCAUUUCCAAGGCUAUCACCCUAGUAUUAAUUCCCCCAGCUUAUCUUUUUGUCAUUCUCCUUCAUAUCGCUGCGCGCAUUGUCAUCAACCCAACUAUCCACCCGACCAACAGCUCCACACCGAGCAAGCCACAUUCUCGUCCCCAGCAAACAAAGAAGGAUCCAGCCAAAGAGGAUGACUUCAGCUUUCCACUGGAGCCACAGACUUCUUCGGAAUACGAAGAUGCUGAACUUUUCAAGAAACUCGAUCCUUGGGAUCUGGACUAG
Penicillium vulpinum is the source of this 2181-nucleotide messenger RNA. RefSeq lists its product as uncharacterized. The transcript has a single exon. Gene Ontology annotation, biological process: peroxisome inheritance. Gene Ontology annotation, cellular component: extrinsic component of intraperoxisomal membrane. NCBI's taxonomy places the organism in Eukaryota, Fungi, Ascomycota, Eurotiomycetes, Eurotiales, Aspergillaceae. The coding region runs from base 1 to 2181 and encodes 726 amino acids. The record is from RefSeq and is a predicted model, not a curated record.